AUGCUUCACAAUUCGACACUCAGAUCUGCACAAGAAGAAGAGAGCGAUCUCGCCAGCAGUGACAUGAAAUGGAGCCAUGACAGCGACUCGGAGAGCUUCAAGACGGUCAACUCCCUCUAUAUUGACAUCAAGGAUGAGGAUAACGUCGAGGCGAGUGAAAAUAUCAAAAGACAUGACAAAAGCUCGCAAAGCAGCCAAGGUGAGGAGAAGGACGUUAACAAACAACCUGAGAAAGUGGCGCCACUUUUUACGGUGAUGGAAACAAGGCUUUCAGAUCGACAGCAAGCACUAGGAACGUGGCUACAAGGAUCAGCAUCUCACGAAGCCAUCAGUGGCCUUCAGGUCCAAACUGACCUCAGUUAUAGCAGUGGCGAGAAUACGACGGACACCCCCGAGAUGAUCGACGAGCCUUCAGUCAGCAGAGAGGCGCGUACGAGCUGGUUCCAUCCAUCCUUGACAGAGGCUGCCAUACGCGCCGCAGCUCCGUUCUUCUCUCAAUGGCUUCCGGCUCAGAAUAACUCUACCACUGUAACUGCAGCUGCUAUGGGACCUCAGAUCCUGGAUACAUCCACACUUCAUACUGAAUCGGUGAUCCUUGAUAGUGCGGAGCAGCCGCUGCCCGAGGUACAUCUCCGAGAAACGCGUGGCAGGAGCGUUCAUCGCAUGGGCACAUCCGAGAUCGACAAAGAUCCUUCGCAACCCUUAGAAGCAGAUGCACCAGAGCUUCCGUCUCCAUCUUGGUACCGUCAUCACUCGCGAUUCUUACCAUCGGUCUAUCAAUCCACAAUUGCUGGAUCCUGGUACAAUUCUAUGAUCGUCUCGCCCAAUACCUCUUUAAUAUCUCGCCAAAACCAAGUCCGACCGGACGACAGCCGAGUGGAAGAAGAUACGGCUGCAGGUUUUAGUCACCGAGGCAGCGCUGCAGUCGGGCGAUUCACUGAGCUCGUUGUGUUCACAGGUCAGGCGACGCUUGACUACUUGACGGAUACGAUCGCGCCUGCGGCCGUCAAUGUGGUCCAUCGGGGUACUUCUUCCACCAUAGAUUUCUUAUCGACCCAGCUUCAAGCCGUGCCACAGCUGUUCAGUGGGCUUGUAAGGGAAUCCUCAAAAUAUCAGAGCACGAGCCACAGCGCGAACGAAGGUACAGGUACAGCUGAAGAAGGCUCGCACGACAAUGAGACAGAGAAUGUCACUCAAAGGUCACGAUCCGCACCGAUCAUGCUCAGCACGACUUUGGGUGCCGAAGGAAGGAGCGUCACCCGGCCCGCAGCGGGUGCAACUGCUGCGCCCAGACAUCGGUCGACCGAUACAUACAUCCUUGCCAUGACUGGAACCAAAAAGGAUUCUGAGGACACAGCGCCGCCAAGUCAUAUUACCAAACAAUCUCGACCAGGUCGACGUCGUUACCCUUUACAGGCCUUCCCAGGACCCGAGAAUCUGGACUCUGAGAUUCGACGCCAACUUGAGGCCGAGGGGUUGGCAUCGCUAGAUUUGUGUCAUGAAGGCAAGAGGCGGUGUAAAGAACGCUCUUGGUGGGAUCCAAGACGAUAUGGUCUGCCAAAAUAUAUCGUCUGGAGCGCAUUCCGGAGGCCGCGGCCUUGUACGAUGAUUCUGCUUAUGAUUCUGGUCGUCUGUAUUGUUUUGCCAGUGGUGCUUCGAAACUGA
Messenger RNA from Gamsiella multidivaricata, 1665 nucleotides. RefSeq lists its product as uncharacterized. Lineage: Eukaryota; Fungi; Mortierellomycota; Mortierellomycetes; Mortierellales; Mortierellaceae. The record is from RefSeq and is a predicted model, not a curated record. Bases 1 to 1665 code for a protein of 554 amino acids. The transcript is spliced from 2 exons.